Molecule: messenger RNA, 1392 nt
Organism: Panicum virgatum (switchgrass)
Lineage: Eukaryota; Viridiplantae; Streptophyta; Magnoliopsida; Poales; Poaceae
Exons: 1
Coding region: 62-655 (197 amino acids)
Source: RefSeq, a predicted model, not a curated record
UUGACCACGACCACGGCUGUCAGUGUUCGCUCGUCUCGUUUCCUCCGAAAGCGGCAGGGAGAUGGCUGACGUCGACGGCACCGCCGCUGCCACGGCCGGCGGCGUUGGCCAGGCAUUCUGGACGGCGUGCCCGCACUGCUGCCACGUGCACUCGUACCAGCGCCCCUACCUCGGGCUCCGCCUCCGCUGCCCGGUCCCGGCCUGCCGCCGCGCCUUCCUCGCCUCCGAGCUCCCCGCCGCGCCGCCCGUCGUUCCCGGCGCCGACAUGUACUUCUGCACCUGGGCAUUCUUCCCGCUCGGACCGGUCGCCACCGCCGACGGCUGGGUGCCCUUCACCCUGUUCCACCACUUCGACGCCCCGCCCUCCCCCUCCCCGGCCCCCGCCCCAAACCCCACCUCAGCAUCCGCCGAUACGCCAUCCCGCCCGGCAUCCAGGAGGAAGGUGGGGGUGUGCCUCAAGGGCAGGGCACGGGCUGAGGCGGAGGAGGAAGAGGAAGAGGAAGCGACCGCCGCCGCCAUCAGUUUCGAGGCCGAGGCGGGUGGGCUCGGGGAAAGGUACAGCAGCGGCAUCGACAUCAACAUCAGCGAGACGGUGGACCUCAGCGACCUGGGCCUCCGCGACGACGAGAUGGGGGUCCUCCACGACCUGCCAUGAGCCCAUGAGCCAGUCUUGGGGCGGAGGAAAAGGGAAAGGUUCUGCCUUUUAAUCGCAAUCUUGCUCUUGGCAAUGCUGCUUACUGUUACUAACAGCCCAACAAAUGGUAGAUGGUUUGCUGGAACCAAAACUUAAAACUCUGUUACUGGAUCGGCGUACUUUUGCCUAAGCUUAGCUUAGUUUCUGAUGGAAAUGUAGGGCUCAGUGCUGCAAAGCUGUUAAAUUUUUCUGAUUGAACAUCAUGGCUGUGGCGCUGUGGAGACACAGAAUGUUCCUCCUUUUUGUGCUGACUUGGAGGUGUUAAGUGAUCCAUGCUUUAUGCUGCGUCUAUAUAUAUGAAAUCAUGGUUUCUGUUUGUGUUUGGUUUCAUCAAUUCUCCUAAGGAUUUCUUUUCUAUUAAUGUUGCUCUUUUCGGAAAUGAAUUGUUAACUCACAAGGCUUUGUGCUGCUCACAUUGCUUGAUUUGUGGGUUUUCUCAUGCAAAGAAUCUGGGAGUUUGAGAGUUGUGACAAUUGUUUUGUGGGAGGACUUGAAAGUUUAAGCUUAGAUUCGUGCCUUGAAAUUAUAAGUUUUUGUUUCUGGCCAGUAUCAUCUAAUUGUCCUUAUAUCUUGAGGUUGUCCUUUGUGUUUUCUGCAAUGAAUUGUGAGGUACUGAUGCUUGGCCUACUUACUUCGCUUGUUUUGUGGGCUUUCUGAUGCAAUGAUCCUGGGAGUUUGACUCAUGUGUGUUUUUUUUU